Colias croceus (clouded yellow) is the source of this 627-nucleotide messenger RNA. RefSeq lists its product as uncharacterized. The record is from RefSeq and is a predicted model, not a curated record. The coding region runs from base 1 to 627 and encodes 208 amino acids. The transcript has a single exon. Lineage: Eukaryota; Metazoa; Arthropoda; Insecta; Lepidoptera; Pieridae.
AUGUCAUCGAAGUGCGACGAGCUCAAAGCUGACCUGGACGUAAAGACCAAGAAGAUAGGAAAUUUGGAAUUGGAGAUCUCUUCAUUACGAUCACAAGUAACUGAUUUGAGCGCUAAGCUGAAUCAACUUGAACAACAAUCGAGAGAUUGUAACCUAGAAAUUCAGAACGUUCCAGAAUUUAAAGCAGAAAACCUUAAAACAACUAUCCAGCAGCUUGUUGCUACAGUGGGCUGCGUGCUACCGGAAAACGAGUUAAUAAACUAUCAUCGUGUUGCAAAAAUUAACCAAACAUCAAACCGACCUAGAUCGAUUAUAGUCAAACUUCCCAGUCCUCUGGUUCGGGAUAAAAUACUUGCAGCCGUUAAGACGUUCAACAGGACUCAUCAGGACAAUAAACUUAACUCAUCUCAUUUGGGCAUCGCCGGGGAACAGAAACCUGUGUACGUUUGUGAACAUCUAUCACCUACAAACAAACAAUUACACGCAGCGGCUCGUAAAGUGUCCAAGGACAAAAACGUUCAAUUUGUGUGGGUUAGAAACGGCCGUAUUCAUAUGAGGAAGGACAUAACGUCAAAAAGCUUUGUGGUUAAGGAUUUAGACUUUCUGAAUUCCCUUAAAUUCGAUUAG